Messenger RNA from Canariomyces notabilis, 456 nucleotides. RefSeq lists its product as uncharacterized. The transcript has a single exon. The record is from RefSeq and is a predicted model, not a curated record. NCBI's taxonomy places the organism in Eukaryota, Fungi, Ascomycota, Sordariomycetes, Sordariales, Chaetomiaceae. The annotation marks the transcript as partial.
UCCUAUGUCUGGGGCUCUGAGCGUAGCCUCCAGCCUAUUUCGGUAAAUAACCGUGAAUAUUCUGUUGGCGUUAACCUUUCGACGGCACUGUCACACCUUCGGGAUCCCUUUAUUGAGCGGUUUAUCUGGGUAGAUGCUAUUUGUAUCAACCAAGAUGACGUGGCGGAGAAGACACGUCAAGUCCGGUCUAUGGCAAAGAUCUAUGCCAAAGCAUCUCGCGUGAUUGUCUGGCUAGGAGAGGCGGCAGCCAACAGCGAUCAAGCGCUCGAGUACAUACGGAUGGCCUCGAACGGGGACCAAGUAGCAGCCCCGAGCGAGUCAAACAAGCAAGCCAUCCAUGCCCUCCUUAUCCGUCCAUGGUUCCAGCGUGUCUGGGUACGAGAUAGCCGCCUCCAGUGUCAGAACAGCUCCACAACAGGUAGAAGUACAUCAACACUUGGCCCGACAUGGAGGUAG